Kuraishia capsulata CBS 1993 is the source of this 1344-nucleotide messenger RNA. RefSeq lists its product as uncharacterized. Gene Ontology annotation, molecular function: proton-transporting ATP synthase activity, rotational mechanism; ADP binding; ATP binding. Bases 1 to 1344 code for a protein of 447 amino acids. NCBI's taxonomy places the organism in Eukaryota, Fungi, Ascomycota, Pichiomycetes, Pichiales, Pichiaceae. Gene Ontology annotation, biological process: proton transmembrane transport; proton motive force-driven ATP synthesis. The transcript has a single exon. The record is from RefSeq and is a predicted model, not a curated record.
AUGGCCCUUAACUUGGAGCCAGGUCAGGUCGGUAUCGUCCUGUUCGGUUCCGAUGCCCUCGUCAAGGAAGGUGAGAUCGUCAAGAGAACCGGAAAGAUUGUCGAUGUCCCAGUUGGACCAGGUCUUUUGGGAAGAGUUGUGGAUGCUUUGGGUAACCCUAUCGAUGGUAAGGGACCAAUUGAAUCCGUUGGAACCUCCAGAGCCCAAGUCAAGGCCCCAGGUAUCUUGCCAAGAACCUCCGUUUGCGAGCCAAUGCAAACCGGUUUGAAAUCGGUUGACUCUUUGGUCCCAGUCGGAAGAGGUCAGAGAGAGCUUAUCAUUGGUGACCGUCAAACCGGUAAGACCGCCGUUGCCAUUGACACCAUCUUGAACCAAAAGAGAUGGAACGAUGGUGCUGAUGAGUCCAAGAAGUUGUACUGUGUCUACAACGCUGUUGGUCAGAAGCGUUCCACCGUUGCCCAGUUGGUCCAGACCUUGGAGCAACACGAUGCUCUUAAGUACUCCAUCAUCGUUGCUGCCACUGCUUCUGAGGCUGCUCCUUUGCAAUACUUGUCUCCAUUUACCGCCUCUGCCAUUGGUGAGUGGUUCCGUGACAACGGCAGACACGCUUUGAUCAUCUACGAUGAUUUGUCGAAGCAGGCCGUUGCAUACCGUCAAUUGUCCCUUCUGUUGCGUCGUCCUCCAGGAAGAGAGGCCUACCCAGGUGAUGUCUUCUACUUGCACUCCCGUCUUUUGGAGAGAUCUGCUAAGAUGUCCGACGCUCACGGAGGUGGAUCUUUGACCGCCUUGCCAGUCAUCGAGACCCAGGGUGGUGAUGUCUCCGCCUAUAUCCCAACCAACGUCAUCUCCAUUACCGAUGGUCAAAUCUUCUUGGAGGCUGAGUUGUUCUACAAGGGUAUCAGACCAGCCAUCAACGUCGGUUUGUCCGUCUCCCGUGUCGGUUCCGCCGCUCAGGUCAAGGCCAUGAAGCAGGUUGCCGGUUCCUUGAAGCUUUUCUUGGCCCAGUACAGAGAAGUUGCUGCCUUCGCCCAAUUCGGUUCCGAUUUGGAUGCCUCCACCAAGUCCACCUUGGUCAGAGGUGAGAGAUUGACCCAAUUGUUGAAGCAAAAGCAAUACUCCCCAAUGGGUUCUGAGGAGCAAGUUCCAUUGAUCUACGCUGGUGUCAACGGUUUCUUGGACAACUUGCCUUUGGACAGAAUUGCUGCCUUUGAGGAUGAGUUCUUGGCCUACUUGAAGUCCAACGAGUCCGGUGUCUUGGACGCCAUCAAGAACGAGGGAUCUCUUUCCACUGAGAACUUGGCUAAGUUGAAGGCUGCUACCGAGUCUUUCGUUGCCACCUUCUAA